Helianthus annuus (common sunflower) is the source of this 1359-nucleotide messenger RNA. RefSeq lists its product as uncharacterized. NCBI's taxonomy places the organism in Eukaryota, Viridiplantae, Streptophyta, Magnoliopsida, Asterales, Asteraceae. The transcript is spliced from 3 exons. The record is from RefSeq and is a predicted model, not a curated record. The coding region runs from base 1 to 1359 and encodes 452 amino acids.
AUGGCACAGGAAGGGGAAAUGCAGAGCCAGAAGGCUUCAAUACAAACCAUUGAGAAUCAAGUCAGCCAAUUGGCCAAGAUGUUGUCUGAAAGACCCCAAGGUAGUCUUCCAGGUAACACAAAACCAAACCCAAUAGGGCAUGUUAAUGUAGUAAUGACGAGGAGUGGUAAAACCACAGGACCUGACAAAUCAGACUCAUCACCGAUCAAUGAGACAGUCCAAACUGACACUUCGGACGUGGUGCACACUAGGCGAGCCCCAGCAAGUACAACACAGCUCCAGGAGCCAGUAGCAGAUUAUACUCCUCCAGUUCCAUAUCCUAGCAGACUGAAGAAGCAAAAGAAUGAUGAACAACAUGAUCCACCGUCUUUGGAGUUGAAAGAACUCCCAACGCAUCUCGAGUAUGCAUUUCUAGACGAGGAGUGUCACUUGCCAGUCAUCAUUUCAGCAUCGUUAGCAAAAGAGGAAAGGAGACAGCUUCUCGAGGAUCUAAAGCUCCAUAAGAAAGCCAUGGCGUGGAAGAUUAUGGAUAUCAAAGGCAUUAAUCCUUCUUUUUGUACUCAUAAUAUUCUAAUGGAGGACGAUUACAAGCCUAGUGCACAACAUCAAAGGGGUUUGAAUCCAAAUAUGCAAGAUGUGGUGAAGAAAGAAGUAAUCAAGUUGUUAGAUGCAGGGCUGAUUUAUCGUAUAUCUGAUUCUGUUUGGGUAAGUCCAGUGCAAGUAGUACCCAAGAAAGGUGGGUAUUUUCAAAUUCCUAUCCCUCCUGAGGAUCAGGAAAAGACUACUUUAACAUGUCCUUUCGGCACAUUCGCCUACCGGCGUAUGCCUUUUGGGCUGUGUAAUGCACCAGCCAUGUUUCAGCGCUGCAUGGUAGCCAUUUUCUUUGACAUGAUUGAAGACUCAAUGGAAGUAUUCAUGGAUGAUUUCUCUGUGUUCGGGAGUUCUUUCAAUCAAUGCCUUGGAAAUCUGAAAAGAAUGUUAAUGAGAUGUGAGGAAACUAAUCUUGUGGUUAACUGGGAGAAAUGUCACUUCAUGGUGAAGGAAGGGGUAGUUCUCGGGCACAAGAUCUCUGAAGUCGGGUCGGAAGUUGAUCCAGCAAAAGUGGAUAUCAUUUCUAAACUUCCUUCCCCUACCUCGGUCAGAGGGAUUAGAAGUUUCCUGGGUCAUGCAGGGUUCUAUAGGCGAUUCAUAAAAGACUUUUCGAAAAUCGGAAGAGCUAUGACCCGUUUGUUAGAAAAAGACGCUCCAUUUGUGUUUUCAGAAGAAUGCAUGAAAGCAUUCAAGCAGCUGAAACAAAGACUUAUUGAAGCCCCAAUUCUAGUUGCACCAGACUGGGCAUUGCUAUUUGAGAUAAUGUGA